AUGAAGUGGCUGGUGGUGGCCUUGGUGUGUCUCCAACUCUUGGAGGCAGCAGUGAUCAAGGUGCCGCUGAAGAGAUUUAAAUCCAUUCGUGAGAACCUGAGGGAGAAGGGCCUGCUGAAGGACUUUCUGAAGACCCACAAGCAUGAUCCCGCUCUCAAGUACCGCUUCGACGACUUCAGCGUCACCUAUGAGCCCAUGGACUACCUCGACGCUUCCUACUUUGGAGAGAUCAGCAUCGGAACUCCACCCCAGGACUUCCUGGUCCUCUUCGACACUGGCUCCUCCAACCUGUGGGUGCCCUCUGUGUACUGCCAGAGCGAGGCGUGCACCACCCACAGCCGCUUCAACCCCAGCAAGUCCUCCACCUACUACACGGAUGGGCAGACCUUCUCCCUGGAGUACGGCAGUGGCAGCCUCACCGGCUUCUUCGGCUAUGACACCUUCACUAUCCAGAGUAUCAAGGUCCCCAACCAGGAGUUUGGCCUGAGUGAGACCGAGCCAGGCACCAACUUCCUCUACGCGGACUUCGACGGCAUCCUGGGACUGGCCUACCCCGCACUCUCUGUGGAUGACGCCACCACAGCCUUGCAGGGCAUGCUGCAGGAUGGCGCCAUCAGCAGUGACGUCUUCAGCUUUUACCUGGGCAGCCAGCAGGGCACGGACGGAGGUGCGCUCAUCCUUGGGGGCGUGGACAGCAGCUUGUACACAGGGGACAUCUACUGGGCCUCUGUCACCCGGGAGCUGUAUUGGCAGAUUGGCGUUGAAGAGUUCCUUAUCGGCGGUGAGGCCUCUGGCUGGUGUUCUGAGGGCUGCCAGGCCAUCGUAGACACAGGCACGUCUCUGCUCACUGUGCCCCAGGCGUACCUGAGUGACCUGGUGGAGGCCACAGGCGCUGAGGAGGACGAGUAUGGAGAGUAUUUUGUGGACUGUGACAGUGUCGACAGCCUGCCCACCUUGACCUUCAUUAUCAACGGCGUGGAGUUCCCUCUGUCCCCCUCCACCUACGUCCUCAGUGUGAACGGCCAAUGCAUGCUGGGACUCGAGGCCACCUACGUGUCCUCCCAGGAUGGCGAGCCACUGUGGAUCCUCGGAGAUGUCUUCCUCAGGGCCUACUACUCCGUCUUCGACAUGGCCAACAACAGGGUGGGCUUCGCUGCGCUCGCCUAA
Ochotona curzoniae (black-lipped pika) is the source of this 1167-nucleotide messenger RNA. RefSeq names its product progastricsin (gene PGC). The transcript is spliced from 9 exons. The coding region runs from base 1 to 1167 and encodes 388 amino acids. NCBI's taxonomy places the organism in Eukaryota, Metazoa, Chordata, Mammalia, Lagomorpha, Ochotonidae. The record is from RefSeq and is a predicted model, not a curated record. Gene Ontology annotation, biological process: proteolysis. Gene Ontology annotation, molecular function: aspartic-type endopeptidase activity.